This is a messenger RNA of Paramisgurnus dabryanus, 5881 nucleotides long. The record is from RefSeq and is a predicted model, not a curated record. Lineage: Eukaryota; Metazoa; Chordata; Actinopteri; Cypriniformes; Cobitidae.
CAAGAUGGCGGCGUGAGCAGUUGUGUGUUUUGGAGCUGAGAAACAAAAGUAAGGUUUACUCAUUUCUAAAAACAUAAAAUGUUGUAAACUGGCAAAAAUCAAUUGAUUAAAGCAACAACCAAGGUACAAGGCGUUUGUUGGAAGACAUGGUCAUUGAAAAUUGACAAAAGGUAAUAUUGGGAUACGGUCGCGUGCUAACUUUGGAAAGACGAUACAAUGCAGGACUUUCUUGAAAUUGAGAUGGAGUCUGCUGCAAAGGAAAAGAGGCAAUUACAAGACGCUCACUCAUAUGCAUGCAAAGUGAAAGAUGGAGGUAACUGCACAUCUGACCCAAACACGCCAAUUAAACAGUCAAAAAAGAAGUCCAGGACCAAUGAAGGAAAUGAACCGUCUCUCAGUGAACUACAGGAAAACAUCAUCCGAAUCUUGACUGCGAAAAUUGACGAGAGAGCUGAUCAAACAGACAAGGCAGUGCAACAAAAUACUCUCCAAAUUGAAGGUAUUAAGAAGUCACUUGAUAGCUGCCAUCAAGAUGUAGCCGACUUAAAAAAUGAAAAUGCAUGCCUCAAAGCACAGUGCACAGAAUUUCAGAAAAAGAUUUCAGAAUUUGAGCAAAAAAUAAAUGAUGCUGAACGGUACAAUAGACGAUGGAAUCUGCGCCUGUACGGGUUACGUGAGAAACCAGACGAAAACAUCAAAGAGGUUGUGAUAGAUACAUGCAGAGAGGUGUUCCCAGUGGCACAACACAGUUCUGUAAUCGAAGCCAUAGAUGUGGUGCACAGGAUCGGCAGACUUCAAGAUUUAAAGAACAGCAAUGCCCCAAGACCCGUGAUCAUCAGAUUUCUCUCCCGGUCUGCCAGGGAUAUGGUGUGGAAGCUCUCAAAAGCAAACGAUCUCCUGUUCAAGAAGCAUCUUCGUUUCAAGGAAGACCUGACUUUGGCUGAUAAAGAGGCACGCAGAAAAUUAUGGCCACUUGUGGAGAAGGCGAGAAAAGAAGGAAAACGAGCGCAUUAUGUUGGUGACACCCAGAAGCUCUCAGAUCUGAGGAUUGUGUUAAUAGGGAACAGAAGAUCUGGUAAGAGUUCAUCAGGAAACAUCAUCCUGAACAGAGAGGAGUUUGACUUGAAGACAUCUGCUCAGUGUGUGAAGAGACAGAGAGAAGUAGCAGACAGACACAUCACUGUGAUUGAAGCUCCUGGAUGGUGGAAAAAUGAACCUGUAGAGGAGAGUCCUGAGUUACUGAAAGAAGAGAUUUUACUCAGUGUGUCUCUGUGUCCUCCAGGACCUCACAUUGUUCUUCUGGUUAUACGUGUGGACAGAAGAUUUAAAGAGGAUGAGAGAAAAGUAUUUCAGGGUUAUGUUGAUCUUCUGGGUGAGAGAGUCUGGAGUCACACUAUAGUGCUCUUCACUCAUGGAGACUUUCUAGGAGACACAACUAUAGAGAAACACAUUGAGAGUGAAGGUGAGGAUCUCCAGUGGCUGGUGGAGAAAUGUGGGAACAGAUAUCAUCUUCUCAACAAUAAGAACAGAAGUGAUGAGACUCAGAUCAAAGAUCUUCUGGAGAAGAUAGAGGAGACAGUGACUGAAAACAACGGCUGCUGUUUUGAAAUGGACAGAAUGAUUUUACAGGAGAUGAAAGAGAGAAGGAGAGCAGAGAAAGAGAGAGCAGAAGAACGAAUGAAGAGGAUGAAGAAACAGAGAGAGAUGAUCAGAUCACAGAUGAGUGAAACUCAGAAGCUCUCAGAUUUGAGGAUUGUAUUAAUGGGAUAUAAAUGUGCUGGUAAGAGUUCAUCAGGAAACAUCAUCCUAAACAGAGAGGAGUUUGACUUGAAGACAUCUGCUCAGUGUGUGAAGAAACAGAGAGAAGUAGCAGACAGACACAUCACUGUGAUUGAAGCUCCUGGAUGGUGGAUUAAUGAACCUGUAGAGAAGAGCUCUGAAUUACUGAAAGAAGAGAUUUUACUCAGUGUGUCUCUGUGUCCUCCAGGACCUCACAUUGUUCUUCUGGUUAUACGUGUGGACUACAGUUUUAAAGAGGAAAAUAGAAAAGUAUUACAGGGUUAUGUUGAUCUUCUGGGUGAGAGAGUCUGGAGUCACACUAUAGUGCUCUUCACUUAUGGAGACUUUCUAGGAGACACAACUAUAGAGCAACACAUUGAGAGGGAAGGUGAGGAUAUCCAGUGGCUGGUGGAGAAAUGUGGGAACAGAUAUCAUCUUCUCAACAAUAACAACAGAAGUGAUGAGACUCAGAUCAAAGAUCUGCUUGAGAAGAUAGAGGAGACAGUGACAGAAAACAACGGCUGCCAUUUUGAAUUGGACAGAAAGAUUUUACAGGAGAUGAAAGACAGAAGGAAAGCAGAGGAAGAGAGAGCAGAAGAACGAAUGAAGAGGAUGAAGAAACAGAGAGAGAUGAUCAGAUCACAGAUGAGUGACACUCAGAAGCUCUCAGAUCUGAGGAUUGUGUUAAUGGGGAAUAAAUGUGCUGGUAAGACUUCAUCAGGAAACAUCAUCCUGAACAGAGAGGAGUUUGACUUGAAGACAUCUGCUCAGUGUGUGAAGAGACAGAGAGAAGUAGCAGACAGACACAUCACUGUGAUUGAAGCUCCUGGAUGGUGGAGAAAUUAUACUGUAGAGGAGAGCACUGAGUUACUGAAAGAAGAGAUUUUACUCAGUGUGUCUCUGUGUCCUCCAGGACCUCACAUUGUUCUUCUGGUUAUACGUGUUGACAGAAGAUUUAAAGAGGAAGAUAGAAAAGUAUUACAGGGUUAUGUUGAUCUUCUGGGUGAGAGAGUCUGGAGUCACACUAUAGUGCUCUUCACUUGUGGAGACUUUCUAGGAGACACAACUAUAGAGCAACACAUUGAGAGUGAAGGUGAGGAUCUCCAGUCACUGGUGAAGAAAUGUGGAAACAGAUAUCAUCUUCUCAACAAUAAGAACAGAAGUGAUGAGACUCAGAUCAAAGAUCUGCUGGAGAAGAUAGAGGAGACAGUGACAGAAAACAACGGACGCCAUUUUGAAAUGGACAAAAAUAUAUUACAAGAGAUGGAAGAGCGAAAGAGAGCAGAGAACAAGAGAGCAGAAGAACGAAUGAAGAGGAUGAAGAAACAGAGAGAGAUGAUCAGAUCACAGAUGGAUGACACUCAGAAGCUCUCAGAUCUGAGGAUUGUGUUAAUGGGGUAUAAAAGAUCUGGUAAGAGUUCAUCAGUAAACAUCAUCCUGAACAGAGAGGAGUUUGACUUGAAGACAUCUGCUCAGUGUGUGAAGAGACAGAGAGAAGUAGCAGACAGACACAUCACUGUGAUUGAAGCUCCUGGAUGGUGGAUUGAUGAACAUGUAGAGAAGAGCCCUGAGUUACUGAAAGAAGAGAUUUUACUCAGUGUGUCUCUGUGUCCACCAGGACCUCACAUUGUUCUUCUGGUUAUACGUGUGGACCACAGAUUUAAAGAUGUUGAGAGAAAAGUAUUUGAGGGUUAUGUUGAUUUUCUGGGUGAGAGAGUCUGGAGUCACACUAUAGUGCUCUUCACUCAUGGAGACUUUCUAACAGACACAACUAUAGAGAAACACAUUGAGAGUGAAGGUGAGGAUCUCCAGUGGCUGGUGGAGAAAUGUGGGAACAGAUAUCAUCUUCUCAACAAUAACAACAGAAGUGAUGAGACUCAGAUCAAAGAUCUUCUGGAGAAGAUAGAGGAGACAGUGACAGAAAACAACGGCCACCAUUUUGAAAUGGACAGAAAGAGAGCAGAAGGAGAGAGAGCAAGAUCACAGAUUAUGGCUGAAGAUGAGAUGUUUGAUACAGUCUCUCUGAUGAGUUCUGCUUACGGUUCUGUCAGAUCGCGAUCAGUGAGAGGAGAUGAGAUGUCUGAUACAGUCUCUCUGGGAAGUUCUGCUUAUGGUUCAUUCAGAUCUCGAUCAGGGGCAGACAACAGUUCAGUUUUUGCAUCAUCACGCUCAAGAGAUCAACCUCUCAACUUUGGAGUGAAAGGAGAUGAGAUGUCUGAUGCAGUCUCUCUGGGAAGUUCUGGUUAUGGUUCGUUCAGAUCUCGAUCAGGUGGAGACAACAGUUCAGUUUUUGCAUCUUCACGCUCAAGAGAUCAACCUCUCAACUUUGCUGAUGGAUCUUCACACUCCACUUCUGAGUCUGAGGAACAUUCAGGAACCAAAAGAACAAAGAACCCAGCCAGGCUCUUAAGUUUUUUUAUGAAGAGGCAAACAGAAUAACUAAGGAGAAAAAAAAUCUGUAAUGCUGUUUUCACCUAAAAUUAAUGAAAUAAAUCGUCCCUGACUUAAAGCAACACUAAAGAGCUCCCCCUACAGGUUAGAAGCGUAAUUGUUCAUUAGCACUGUCGUAAAUACUGCAGCAUAGCUGGCUCUGAUUGGAUUGUAAGACUGCCAUAAAGCAAGUUUUUGUAGUUUUCACUCGAACUACAGGACCACUACCCGACUGUUGGAAACUUCUUUAGUGCGGUUUUGGCCAAUAGAGGGCUGCAAAGCGAAUGUGAAAGUGCCAUUCACCCUGUAUCAAGUGGAUGAACCACUGAAACUUUUUUGGAAACGUUAUUUUAAGGUAAAAAAAACUCUUUGGUGUUGCUUUAACAUAAAUUCUGUUAUAAAGAGUUUUCCAUCCAUCUAAAACCCCCCAAAAUGACCAUAAAAUUGGCAGAUAGGCUUCUGUGUGAACACAAACGCUUCCCGUAAAUGUUCUGGAAUCAACCCAUAUAGAGGAUGGUUUCUACACAGCAUUUUAUAAAUGAGGCCCCAGGCAGAGGCGUCAUGCCCAUUGAAACUGAGGGGGCACGUGCCCCCUCGGAUUUUUGAGCCAAAUGGAUUUUGCAAGCAACCUCAAAAAUAAAAAAAGCGUCCAUUAAUCUUUUAAUCUGUUUAAAAUGCCCAAAUUAUCAAUUUUCUGCUGCAUCCGUGUCACUUUUCAGAGUUUUGGUAGUGUUUUGAUCGUGUACAUUACUUUAUUCUGGCGGCAGUCGGCGCAGCCGCAGACGUAAGCGUCUGAGCGCGCUCACGAGCUUAGCUGUUGCUGCUCGACCUUAUUAGCAGGGGCGGUGUUUGCGUAUGGCAGUUGCCAUACCCUAGCAUUCAGACAAAACACCAGAAAUCAACAGGCUAUAAUGAUGCUCAUUAAAGAUAAUUUAAAAUAUUUUCAGUAGAACAUAUCUAAACAUUGUUACAUCACUAAUAAGUAUCAUUUACACGUGUGUUCGACUUCAUGCUAUGACACUGGAACCAACAAGCGGAUGACAUCAACGUGCCGUGACAGCGGUUUGAAAUCAAACUCUUCCGAUGAUUCCUCGAGUCACCCUCGCGGUACUUUGACGUCAUCAGCCUGUCGUUCUUACAGCGCAGCUUGAAGUCGAACACAAUAGGCUUGUUUGAGAUGAGCAUAUUCUGCGCAGAAUCGAUCACCGGUGAUCAGCGCAAGAUGCAUUCCGGUUAGAAAAGUGUCCGACUUACGUCCGACUUGCUCUGAUGUCACGCUGACGUGUACAAAAUAACUCUCGCGAUGGAGAGGCGGGCUCGUCGGAUUCUACAGCCGAGCGCAGUUGCUCUCCACCGACUGCGUUGACGAAAAGCACGAUGGGAAAAGACUUGCUGACGACAUAAGGUGCGUUCCAUUCGACCGUAAGUGGACUGCGAAGUGGACUUCACAGGGUAUUCCGCCAUCUUAAGUGAGAUUCCAAUCCGAAGGGAGCGAACAUGUUCAGUUCGAAGGGCACUGCGCACGGCAUAGGGAAUCAGGGAACAUCGAUACAUCACUUCACAGGAAGUGGAGAGCGAUAAUCACCCAACUGUCAUUGCGCGCAUCACGUGAUCACGAGUCAGAACGGUCAGACCGCUAUGCAAUUAUGAGACAAUCGUUUAAAAACACAUA